UCUCCUCCAGCUGCUACAUGAACAAGGACUCUGAUCCGUCUCCGGUAGUCCAAAGCAUCCCUGAUCUGAAGGAAUCUGAUGGAGGACAAGUCAAUGAGCUAAAGAGGAUUCAAGCAGGAGAGCCAGAACAACUUACUGAAUAUUUAAUCAAGCACACGAGGAGGUAAAGUGGAGAAAGACUUGAAGGUAGAGAUUCACAGAGUUUGGAAGAAAAGCGCAGAAAGCAUGAGUACCUCAGGGUACCGCAGGGACACAAAGAACAACGAGGAGGUGGAUGAAGAUGAACUUUUGGCCUCUCUCUCCUUUGACGAGCUCCAGGAGCUGGAGAGGGAGCUGGCUGUGCUCGAUGACAACAUCCCGAUCGGCCUGAGGCAGAAAGACCAGACGGCCAAAACACCGACAGGGACCUUUGACCGGAACUCUCUGCUGACAUACUGGGAGGAGGAGAACAAGGCGCUGCUUAAAGACAACAUACUGGAGCGUGUAGGGCAGGAGGGACGCCCGGAUAAGAUCAUCGCGGAGCAAGUGACAGUCUCCACUAGCAUCAAGAGUAAGACUAUGGACGGGGACAGAAAGAAGAUGUUGCAAAAGGGGAAGAAGGCGCAGAGUGCCGUGAGCAAAGCUGAUGCAAAGCAAGAUGAAAAGAAAGACGAGUGUAAAAAAGAGGCUCUGAUCAGGAGUAGAUGUCCCUCAAAGAACGGUGUGUCGGAAGGCACUCGGAGUGAGUCUAGGAGGACUGAAACUGCAAACCCAAACCUGAACACAGACUCUGACAGACCAAGCGGGAACCCGACAAUCAUUGACAAAACUCUGGAGCAGAUCCUGUGUGAUGAUCCCACCAUGAGGGAGGUCAAUCUCAACAACAUCGAAGACAUUUCCCAGGAAACCUUGCUUCGUUUCGCAGAAGCCCUGUGCUCAAACACUAAUGUCCACGUUUUCAGUCUGGCCAACACCCAUGCGGAUGACCGGGUCGCCUUUGCUAUCUCCAAGAUGCUCAGAGAGAACGGCUGCAUCCAAAACCUGAACAUCGAGUCAAACUUUGUGUCUGGUCAGGGCAUAUUGGCUGUGCUGGCGGCACUUCAGCACAACAGGACACUGGUAGAGCUUCGCUUCCACAACCAGAGGCACAUCUGUGGGGGGAAGGUGGAGAUGGAGAUGGUCCAGCUGCUGAGGGAAAACACCACUUUGCUCAAGCUUGGGUACCAGUUUGAUCUCCCAGGCCCGAGGAUGACGGCAACCAGUAUCCUGACACGCAACCAGGACCAACAGCGACAGAGGAGGCUGCAACAGAAGAAGGACCAGAGUCCUCCAGAGGUGUUCGGACAAAGCCCUGGAUCGUCUGCAGAAAACAAAACACCAAAGAAGCCUUUACAACCGUCCAAGAAGGUUGAGAAUCAGAACAGAAAUCCUCCAUCUUUAGACCAACCGACGAGAAAGAUCGCCGAAAUGGUCAAACAGCACGAGGGCUCAAACAUCACAAAGAAUCAGUCGAACCUGAAGAAGACAAAGUCAAAGAAGCUGAAGAAUGGCGCCAAUGAAAAGGAGAGUGCAGAUAUUGUCAAAGACCUGAAGAACUCGUUGAAGCCGUCAGUCCAGAAGAGACGAGACGAGCCGCCACGCCUGCCGCCACCACAGAGGUCAAGUCGUGACGACCUGAUGGCGGCAAUUCGAGGGAGCAGCAUCAUGUCCUUAAAACGGGUGGAACCGACAUUGGCCUGAACUCACCUGCUGAUCCCACCUAAACUUUUCUCACUUUGUAUUGAAAUAUUAAAUUUUUAAUUCACACUGAAUGUCACUCUUAAAUAUUAUCAUAUUGAACAACAGAUUGCAUCUUUUGUGUGUUCCAGAUUUCACUGUUGCAUUUUUUUAAUGGUGAAACAUAUUGGGAAUAUUCUCAUUUGCAGAUCAAUAUAAUUUAUGUUCUGACCUAGUUUUUCAAAAUAAAACACAAAAGGUUUUCUUACAACACUUACUUCUUACAGCCAUUAAUAUUCUCAGCUUUACUGUUGUUUUUUUCUUUUUCUUUUGUCUCAGGAUCAGAACAAUACUUAAUGGUUGGAAACACUUCAAUUUAAACAAGUUAAAGGAGCAGUAUAUAACUCUGACCCCUAUUGUUUAAAAUGGGUACUGCAGUCUAAAUUCUAAACA
Molecule: messenger RNA, 2148 nt
Organism: Labrus bergylta (ballan wrasse)
Lineage: Eukaryota; Metazoa; Chordata; Actinopteri; Labriformes; Labridae
Gene: lmod2a
Product: leiomodin 2 (cardiac) a
Biological process (GO): actin filament organization; muscle contraction; myofibril assembly
Cellular component (GO): striated muscle thin filament; myofibril; cytoskeleton
Molecular function (GO): tropomyosin binding; actin binding
Source: RefSeq, a predicted model, not a curated record